Messenger RNA from Candidozyma auris, 1212 nucleotides. RefSeq lists its product as uncharacterized. The transcript has a single exon. The record is from RefSeq and is a predicted model, not a curated record. NCBI's taxonomy places the organism in Eukaryota, Fungi, Ascomycota, Pichiomycetes, Serinales, Metschnikowiaceae. The coding region runs from base 1 to 1212 and encodes 403 amino acids.
AUGAGCUCCAAUAAACCGGGGACCCCUAUCUCAUCGCCCAGGAUUGGCAAGCAGGUAAAGUUGGAUGUUCCCUCCACGCCGCCGGCGGCGAAGGGUAAGAAACGGUUGCUGGCAUUUUUGGCAACCCCUGAACAACCUAGUGAUCAACUACCGUUCAGCCCGGGGCUCAAGAGAACAAGCUCAGGAAUGCUCAAAUCGCCAGAUUAUAAGCUCAAUUCGACCAAUGAUGGCGAACCCAGUAUUCUCAAAACACCCAAGAAUAGCGGCUACGACUCGGAUGAAAGAGACACACCGCGCAAACUGAAGUUGGUGAGAACGCCGCAGUUCUUCAGUCCGGGGAAGCGGUUGUUCACGGAUGAAAAUAGCCCCAACAAGCAAGAGCUCGCAGAAAUCAGCUCCCAGUUGAAGUCUCGCUUGAGUUCAGCUUUGGGCAAAGUGAAAGGUCAGGAUAAAGACAAGAGCCAGAUUGCGCCGGUGAAGCUAGAUUUCUCCGACCAGUCCUUCACGUCCACAAAAGAGUCACCAACAAAGAUGCUCAAGACAUCAAGCCCCAGGCGUUUCAGUACUCCUCAAGGAGGUAGUAGCUCUCUGCCUCCAGCGCUGAUGCAGAGAGCCAACAUAAAUCUACAGACACUCCAGGCCUCGCCUCCUCCACCUCCACGGACUCUUGGCCAAGACGAUAGACUCCAACAAUCGCCAGAGUUCAGGAAAUCCUCCGAAAGAAUUCCCAUCACGUAUCCUGAGGAGGACUCCAACGCGCAGACGGCGUUGCUCGCUGCAUUCUCUCGACAUAAGGAGAAGCGGCGCAGUUUCGGUACUCCCACCGAACGUAGGCGGUCUUCCAUUGUGCUGUCGUUGAACGGUAGCCGAAAUCUCGAAACAAGCCCUUACAAAGUUCCCCCCAGUCACGAGGGGCAACCCUUGAAAUUACCUCCCAUUAACGUUGCAUUCAACAGCAAACACAGUCCUCCGCAGGAUUCGGAACAGGACGCCGUAUACUCGCUCAUGUCGCUCUCGUCGCCGCAAAAACUACAUGACAGCAGGGGCCACAGCCGGCAGCAGAGUCAGAAUACCAAUUCAACUCAAACGCUGCGUUCAUCGUCCGUGGUGAACACGGUGCUUCCGCCAAUCUCAGGCAUCAUGAAAAAUGUCGACAACGACGAAACCGAUAUCGAGGAGUCGACCAUGUCAGAGGGGGAAGAGUCGUCAUAG